GUUUUUGUGCGUUAGGUCGAUUAAAAAAAUAAAAACAUGCCUUUAAUUUACAAAAAUCAUUGAAGAUUUCCGUGAAAUAGCAACUUGUCAUGGUAUGAUAUUGAGUAAUCUUGACUGCUGAAAUAAGUAACAAUGUCAUGGUGUAAGCUGUGUGCAUUAAGGAGAGGUUUUUCUACUUCAUGUCAUCUCGGUAUAAACAGACCAAGGGUCAACGAGAUCAACAUUCAAUUGCUGUCAGAAACUCUUCAACAACAGAUAUUCAGAAACAGUCAGUGCACAAAAUCACAAGAAAUAAGUAAGUUUGAUAGCUCAGGGGAGGAGAUUCACGUGAAACAAGAACAAACUUUAGAUGAUGGUCAACUAAAAAAAGUAAAGAAACACUUGUCUCAGCAUGAAUUGUGGGAUAAACAAACUAACCUGCACAAAGAUGUCAAUUUUAAUCUACCACCGCUACUAGGUAAAGACAUAGAUGAACAUUUUAUGAAUCUUGGGAAGAAGCAGGUGAAAGAUUAUGUUGACCUGGCAGAGUGUUUAUGUUCGUCUGUCAUUCCUACGAUGCCAUCAGAGUGGGCAUUCUGUCCAGGUUGGGUGAAGUACGACGAGGAUGGGAUUCCAGUUCCUGUAGAAUACCCAGAGGAAUGUGUCAUAGUGUUUGACGUGGAAACGAUGGUACAGGAGGGAAAUUAUCCUGCCAUGGCAACAGCUGUAUCUGAUAAAUACUGGUACUCAUGGUGCUCUGACAAUCUGGUGACAGAUAAAUUCCGAUGGACAUCAGGUCUGCGUUUACAAGAGUUAAUUCCCUUGGAACCAGAAGUAACAACUAAGUCCACAGAUGUUGGCCGAUCCAGACUUGUUAUUGGACACAAUGUAGCUUUUGACAGAUCGUUUGUAAAAGAACAGUAUAAUUUAGAGAAAACCAAGUUGAGGUUUAUGGAUACUAUGUCAAUGCAUAUAGCAGUGUGUGGCCUAACAAAUUUACAGCGUGUACUGUAUCAGGCUGCCAAAAAUGACAGUCAACAGAAAAUCGUGAAAGAAUAUGAACAACGAAACAAGCAAAGGAGAGCAUUUGUUACUGAUGACUGGAAGGAAAUGAGCUCAUUAAAUAAUUUAGGAGACGUGUACAAUCUUCAUGUUGGAGAUAAGAAAAUUGAUAAAGAUCCUCGAAGUAUAUUUGUUGAAGGUUCUACAGCUGAUGUUAGAGCCAAUUUUCAGGAAUUUCCCAACAAUAAUGAUGGAUCAAAAACCAAUCAACAGUUAUUUUUUGAAUGA
Messenger RNA from Ruditapes philippinarum (Manila clam), 1269 nucleotides. Its product is annotated as DNA polymerase subunit gamma-1-like. The transcript has 8 exons. Bases 133 to 1269 code for a protein of 378 amino acids. Gene Ontology annotation, cellular component: gamma DNA polymerase complex; mitochondrion. The record is from RefSeq and is a predicted model, not a curated record. Gene Ontology annotation, molecular function: 3'-5' exonuclease activity; DNA binding; DNA-directed DNA polymerase activity. Gene Ontology annotation, biological process: mitochondrial DNA replication. Lineage: Eukaryota; Metazoa; Mollusca; Bivalvia; Venerida; Veneridae.